AUGGCGAGUUGCUCCUUCGCUCGCGCCCAGGCAACACGGAGACUGAGAGCUGCAGCAGUGGCAACAGCGGCAGCUCUAGCUGCGGUGGCGACCACCCCACUUCUUUCCUCCGGAGCCCCGACCGCACUCAUUGGGACCGGGUCGUCUUGUCCGGGAGCCAUGUGGCUAUCCACAGCCACUGGCUCCCGGUCAGACUCCGAGUCAGAUGAGGAGGACCUCCCCGUCGGGGACGAAGUCUGCAAGCACGGCUACCUGCGGAAGCAGAAGCAUGGGCACAGGCGCUACUUCGUCCUCAAACUCGAGACCGCUGAAGCCCCAGCUCGGCUGGAAUACUACGAAAAUGCCAGGAAGUUCCGGCAUAGUGUCCGCGCAGCGGCGGCUGCAGCAGCGGCGACCGCCUCGGGCGCCGUGGUCCCGGCGCUCAUCCCACCGCGGCGCGUGAUCACCCUGUACCAGUGCUUCUCGGUGAGCCAGCGGGCCGACGCAAGGUAUCGACACCUCAUCGCCCUUUUCACCCAAGACGAGUACUUCGCGAUGGUGGCCGAGAACGAGUCAGAGCAAGAGAGCUGGUACUUGCUGCUCAGCCGCCUUAUCCUCGAGAGCAAGCGCCGCCGCUGCGGCACGCCUGGCGCACAGCCGGAGGGUGAGCCGGCCGCCCUGGCGGCUGUAGCAGCAGCGGAGCCACCCUUCUACAAAGAUGUGUGGCAGGUAAUAGUCAAACCCAGGGGGCUGGGGCACAGAAAAGAGCUGAGCGGCGUGUUCCGGCUCUGUCUUACCGACGAGGAGGUUGUGUUUGUGAGGUUGAAUACGGAAGUGGCCAGUGUGGUCGUCCAGCUCCUGAGCAUCCGUCGCUGCGGGCACUCGGAGCAGUAUUUCUUCUUGGAAGUCGGCAGGUCCACCGUCAUUGGUCCCGGGGAGCUCUGGAUGCAGGUCGAUGACUCUGUGGUGGCCCAAAACAUGCACGAGCUCUUUUUGGAGAAGAUGCGAGCCUUGUGUGCAGACGAAUACAGAGCCCGCUGCCGCAGCUACAGCAUCAGCAUCGGCGCCCACCUGUUAACCCUGCUGUCCGCUAGGAGGCACCUGGACAUGCUGCCGCUCGAACCCGGUGGCUGGCUCCGAAGGUCCCGCCUUGAGCAGUUUUGCCACCUCAGGGCCAUCGGCGACGGGGAAGACGAGAUGCUCCUCACCAGACGCUACGUAACGCCCAGCGAGCCUGUGCCCCCCUCCAGGCGAGGAAGAUUGCACCUGUCUAGAGCGUGCAGGUCCCGGAGAGCGAUUUCAGUGCCAGCCAGCUUUUUUCGCCGCUUAUCGCCCAGCCCGGUGCGGGCCCCGCACUCUGCGGAAACCCCCAACGAUGGAGCUUGUGUGUCUUCUGAAGGGUCUGGUUCUGGCUGUGGCAGCGCUGGGGAAGGGGGCGAUCCUCAGGGCAAAGAGGGACAGGAAGGAAACGGGGGCGACUAUAUGCCCAUGAACAGUUGGGGCUCGGGAAAUGGCCGGGGCUCAGGCGGUGGUCAGGGUUCCAGUGGCCAGGGCUCCAGUAGCCAGAGCUCGGGAGGAAACCAGUGCUCAGGUGGGGGACAGGCCUCUGGAGGCGGCCAGGGCUCAGGGGGCCAGGGUGCAGGAGGAAACCAGUGCUCAGGAUAUGGCCAGGGCACUGCAGGUGGGCACGGCUUAGGUGGUGGCCAGGGAGCUGGAGGUGGGCACGGCUCAGGCAGUGGUCAGGGGCCUGGAGAUGGCCAUGGCUCGGGCGCUGGCAAAAACUCAGGAGGGGGUAAAGGCUCACGAAAUGGAAAAGACUCUGAUGACAGUGGUGAGCGUGGAAAAUCUCUGAAGAAAAGAUCCUACUUUAGCAAAUUAACUCAAAACAAGCCACAGCAAAUGCCACCACCUCCACCACCUCCCCCUCCUCCAUCCCCACCAGCUGGAGCAACUGGUGGAAAAGGGAAGUCUGGGGGAAGGUUCCGACUUUACUUUUGUGCUGACAGAGGAGCAGCAAAAGAACGCAAGGAAGCCAAAGACGCAGAGACCCCAGAAGGUGCGGCUCGGGGGCCCCACAGAGCCAGAGAUUUUGAUGAAGAUGAGGAUGACCCAUAUGUGCCCAUGAGGCCGGGGGUGGCUGCCCCUCUUGCAAGCUCCAGUGAUUAUAUGCCAAUGGCUCCUCAAAAUGUCUCUGCUUCAAAAAAACGCCAUUCUCGAUCACCUUUUGAAGAUUCGAGAGGGUACAUGAUGAUGUUUCCUAGAGUGAGCCCACCACCUGCUUCAAGUCCUCCAAAAGCACCGGAUCCUGAUAAAGAGGAUGACUCAAAGGACAACGAUAGUGACAGUGACUACAUGUUUAUGGCUCCUGGAGCCGGUGCAAUUCCAAAAAAUCCCAGAAAUCCUCAGGGCGGCUCUUCCUCCAAAAGUUGGAGCUCCUACUUCACUCUGCCAAAUCCUUUUCGGGGCUCUCCACUGGGACAGAGCGACCACAGUGAGUAUGUACCAAUGUUACCUGGAAAAUUACUGAGGAAGGGCCUAGACAAAGAAGCGUCAUCUAAAGGGGGCCCCAAAGAUUCAGUCUCAAAGCCUUCAGUUGAGGGGUCAUUCUCAAAGCCUGGAUAUGGGGGGUCACCUUCAAAGCCUUCAGAUGGUGGGCCCCCCAAGAACAAGGCUAAGAGACCUAAACGACUUUCUUUUAUUACAAAAGGAAAUAAAAUUAAGCUGAAACUACAAAAGCCCACACGUGGGCAGCGAGAAGCUGAAAGCUCUAGGGACUACGUCAACAUUGGCUUCACUAAAAGAGGGAGCAAUAUGCUAGCCCCCGCUUCUCAAGGACUGCCAGAUUCGUGGGGCAUAAUUGCUGACCCCAGACUGUCAGCCUUUUCUAGUUACGUGAAUGUUGAGUUCGGCGUGCAAUUUCCAAACCCAGCAAACAACCUCUCAGAUCUUUUAAGAGCUAUUCCAGGUGCCAAUCCCCUCUCUCUGGACGGUGCUAGGUGGCCACUUACGCUUCUCCCUCCCUGUGCUAAUGAGGAAGAGGGUGACUACAUUGAAGUGAUUUUCAACCCAGCAAUGACACCAGCCGUGCCUUUUGCUGACAGUGCCAUUCACUAUGAUGCUGAAACAGGUCGAAUCUAUGUGGUCGACCCAUUUUCUGAGUGCUGUAUGGACAUCUCUCUCUCCCCCAGCCGAUGCUCAGAGCCACCACCUGUGGCUCGGCUGCUGCAGCAAGAGGAGCUAGAGAGAAGACGCCCACAAAGCCGUUCGCAAAGUUUCUUUGCAUCCGCCAGAGCCGCCGUCUCGGCCUUCCCUACCGACAGCCUCGAGAGAGACCUCUCCGCCUCAGCCUCCGCGGCCACAGCUCCGACCUUAGUCGUGGGCCGAGCAUUAGCCGCCGCCUCCGCCCUCGCCGCUGUCCCGGGCAUCGGUGCCGCUGCCGCGGGCUUCGAGGCCGCCUCUGGAUUUGACUCCUCCUCCGUCCGCUGGUUCCAACCUGUUGCCAAUGCUGCGGGUGCUGGAGCAGUCAGGAGGGCCCCAGACGCUGCCGGCGGCUCGACCCCCAGAGCCCCAGACCCAUCUGCAGGCCUCGCCGGAGGUGAGAACGGGGUGGGCGGGGCUGCUCCCCCACCGCCACCUCGCCACCGGCUGCCGAGCCCCCCUGGGCGGGAAGACUCUGACGACGACGAUACGUACGUGAGAAUGGACUUUGCCAGAACUGACAAGAAGUUCGACUCUCCCCAGAGAGAGUGAUUACACUGCCACAAGAACACAUUUUAGAAGAAAAGUGACGCUUAUUGAGUUUUGUCGUUGUCUACUCUGGAUCUACCUAACAGAAAGAAAAUUCAGAGGCUUCUGAGUGGAAAACAACCUGAGUUUCUAAAAGCGUACAAGUGGAUGCUGGUAGUUGAGUGAUCCUAACACAGAUCAUUCAUACUGCUGCCUUUUGGAUCCAGUGAUUUUUGAAUUAAGAAAUUCACACUGUACUUUGUUUUCUUCCUGGUUUCUCUCCCAAUCUCUCUUUGAAAAGAAACAAAUACUAUAAAAGUGAGCAUCCUAUAACUCUUUCCUUCCCCUCUUUAAAACAUGUUAUUUACAUAUGUGUAAAUGUGGCCAAUAUCAGUUUUACUGAUGUAUAAUAGUUUGAUUUAGUUUUGACUUGAAAAUCCUUUGAACAAGAGUAGAUAAAGAAGAAAGUUAUGUUCCUGAGAAGGUAGGUAUGAUCUGGCAUAAUUUUUUCUGAGUAAUACAUACAUAAAACAUUUCUUGUUCAAGAAAUUAAAUGUCAGUGAACCGAUAUCUUGAUGGGACAUUUCCAGUAUUUUAAAGGCAGGACCAAAGGACAGAUUACCUCAGUUUUUGCUCAUUAACAAAACUGCAACAUUCUGUCCACAUUAAAUGUUAACUCACUAAUUAUCUGGAUUUGGCAUUUCCAAUAUUUUAAAGGCAGAACUGAGGAACAGAUUAUUUGUUUAUAUACAACACUGUGAUGUUCUGCUUGUAAAUCAAUGGAGCAUUUCCAAAACCAUUAUUAUUUUUAAAAUUUUGAAACCUACAUUUUCCCCCUAAGAGAGGCAAAGGUCUUUAAAAGUCUUCUCACAAAGCCCCUCUCUGCCUCUCUGGGCCACCUCACUUUCACCUUUCAUUCUCUCCCUCUUUCUGGUUCUCUCCUCGAUACACACUCUCUCUCCUAUGCCCAGGGCUCCUAUAAAGAGAUCAGUUUCCCAAAUUCAAGAAAUUAGUGUGUACCUAUCUAUCAAUCAACAUUCUCACUAAAACUUAAGCCAAAAGGAACCUCUUAUAUGGCCUUGUUUCUCUUUGGACAAUGACUGUGUAAGAUGUACCAAACGUUUUAAAAAUCAGAGCAAGCUCCCCCCUUCUGGUUUUGCUUGCCUCUGAUGGAAACUGAAUUAAGAUUUUAGGAACCUGGACCUUUGAGAACAUGACACAAGCAGGUGGUGAUUACAGAGGUAGGUACAAAGGUCUUGAAGCUUGCUUAGAGGUUUGUUACAUGAUGGCACACAAAUCGUGAGUUGUAGCAUCAGUGGUAAACCUCACCGUUAUCACAGGUGGGUGCGAGCAUCUGUGUAACUGUGCGAGUGCUAGUGUGUGUGUGCACAUACUUAUGUGUAUGCACAGCUUUGUGUACCUGUGUACAUGUGGUUGUAGAUGUACCUGUUGUGUGUGACUGUUAAAAAAAUGGCUUUGCAUUUAAUGUGCACCUUUGAAGUAGUGUAAUAUUUACCUAACAUUUUUCGCCACCCGGUUAUGAUGUCUUUGAACGUGUACUUCUAUCUUCAAGCAGGCUUGUCGUACAUGUGGCUAACCCUAACUUCUCUGGUGAGCCAGUUUUGACUUCGAUUAUUUUUCCUUGCCUGCCAACCAAAAGGAUCGGGGGUGGGGGGCUCUUUUUUCCCCCCUUGUGAAUGGUGUUGAGGAGAGGAUGUGGCUGUAGUACCAAAUGCUACUCCAGCUGCUGGGCGCGAGGGCAUUGAUUUCAUCAUUUCCUUAAGACUCUUCUCUUUUCCCGACCUAAUGAAACAACGCAGUGUGGCUUUUGUUCAUUGUGAUAACAAUGCACUCUUCAGGCAGCCUUUUUUCAAGCCAUCACCAUUCCAUUUUCAAGUAAGUUAAAUAAUAAUCGUUCAGAAUUGUGGAAAGAAAUGAUUAUUUGGGGGAAAAUGCUAUUAUUGCUUUAUUUGCAUAUAAGGUUCAGGGGCUGCCAGCAGAUGGUACAACACAGAUGUGACACUUGCUGAAUAAAUGAAUGGGAAACCUCAUCCGGAACAGCACAUACAAAUAGUAACAGGUACAAAUAGUCACAGGUACAGCAUAACAAAUAUGCAAUCUUUUUGACACUACUUCUUAGUUUACAGACACAAUUUAUUCAGUAUUGUGCUGGAAGAAUCUUUCUAGAAUAUGUGUACCAACAUAUCACUUGCCUUCCAGCUACCAGUUUAUGCUGCUGUUAAGAAAAACCAAUGAUGGAACGAUUUUUUUUGUGUGACCUCUGCAUUUAAUUUAAUAUUGGACAUAGUCACUUGGUCAGUAAAAACUAAAACUUUACAGUUUCAGAAGUUCAUUCUAUUUGCUAGUUCUGCUUCACAGAUCUGCUUUAAGUUGUUCUGGCUUUGUCUUCCUUUGUAAAUACCCUUAUACUCUCUUUUCUUUGUAAACAUCUCAUUUGCAGUUUUGGGAGACAACCUUGCAACUCUGUAUAGUGUUUAUAUAUAUAUCUGACUUGCUUCCAUAGAGCUACUUGCAAUAAAUGUGUUCAUGAAAGUUAUUUGUGUGGAGACUCAUUUUUUUCUUAGUAGUGUUUUCUGAGACCUCCAUUAUAAAUACAUUUUUCUGCUCUGUGGUAGAACUGACUGCAUUUUUUUCAGGAUAAAGCAGUUGGGACAACUUAGAGCUUGGGUCAAAGUUACUACACCUAGAAUUAUGAGGUUUUUCAAUAGAGUUAACACAUCAACUCUAUUCUCCAAAGGUGGAGAUGAUGAUACUAGUGUAGAACUUAACUUGAGUUUUCAUGUCAGUCAGUCAUGAUAAUGUGUGAAUCCUAUAGUGAAGCAACUAGUCAGUGGGGUUAAGGUUAUCAUUUACAGUUUUCUUUUGUCUCCUUCCCUUGCCACUUACUCUUACCCUUUAAGUGACUCCCUUUUCAUUUACUUAUUUUUAACUAAACUACUGGGAAGGCAAAUACGAGUAAGGGGAAAAUACAUGAACGCACAGACAAAAACAAUUUUGUGUUAAUGGAAUAUAGAAGGGUGGAUGGAUUCAAUAUCAAACAUGUAUUAGCAAAUUGUCAGCCUUAUCAGAAGCCAAAGAUUUAAAGGGACAUUAGAAAAAUAAGUGCCUCCCUGGCUCUUUCCCUUACCAAGUCGCCCUUGCCACACAGAGGGGCAAUGAAAAUAAAUACGCCUCUGGGACCAAUGCUCAUCCAAGGCUCAUCGGGUAGGGAUGGAAGGGAUCUGUGGAGUCAGAUGGGGCACAGGGUAGGGAGGCAGGCCCCACAUCAUGUGCAAAACCCACAAGCUACAUGGAUUGUUUGCAGGCAGUUGAAUUCAUUGUGCAGUUUUACCUUACUUCAUGCACCUGAGAAGUUGUGUGUAAAAGAAUAUCCCAACAGGAAGGUAUAGACUGCCUUUAUCAUUAGACCCUGUUACAACAGAGACCAUCUUACAAUCUGUGUAAUUUACUUACAUGGAUUAUAUAUAAACUUUAGUCCUCAUUUCAAGGGAGGUAAUUUGUGUUUGUCAGGGCAUUGCCCAAAUACAUUUUACUCAUCCCAAACAGCCCCUCAAAGACAGAUAGGCACAUCUGUGCUUAUCAGUCUACAUGAGCUUUGUACUCAUUUGGUGAUUCACAUCCUAAUGGGACUUGAAUUCCUGGAACAAUAGGCAUAGUCAGUGUGACUACUUUGACAAUCAGAACUCAUGAGCUGGGAAAAUCUACACUGAAGAGUACACGAACAGAAAUUCA
Messenger RNA from Manis pentadactyla (Chinese pangolin), 7458 nucleotides. RefSeq names its product insulin receptor substrate 4 (gene IRS4). The record is from RefSeq and is a predicted model, not a curated record. Gene Ontology annotation, cellular component: plasma membrane; cytosol. The transcript is spliced from 2 exons. Gene Ontology annotation, molecular function: phosphatidylinositol 3-kinase binding; insulin receptor binding. NCBI's taxonomy places the organism in Eukaryota, Metazoa, Chordata, Mammalia, Pholidota, Manidae. Gene Ontology annotation, biological process: insulin receptor signaling pathway. The coding region runs from base 1 to 3729 and encodes 1242 amino acids.